AUGUCUGCUUCUUCUGGUUCCAUCAACUCCUCUAUCUUCAUUCUUACGGGGUUCCCUGGACUGGAACAGUAUUACCCCUGGUUUUCAAUUCCUUUCUCCUCCAUAUAUGCUAUGGUUUUCCUGGGAAACUGUAUGGUGCUCCAUGUGAUACGCACUGAAGUGAGUCUACACCAGCCCAUGUUCUAUUUUCUGGCCUUAUUGGCCCUCACGGACCUGUGUAUGGGGCUGUCCACAGUGCACACAGUGUUGGGGAUCCUUUGGGCACUCAGCAAGGAAAUCAGUCUGGACGCUUGCAUUUCACAGACCUAUUUUGUCCAUGGGCUCUCCUGUACAGAAUCUGGAGUCCUUCUUGCCAUGGCUUUUGAUCGCUUUAUUGCGAUCUGCAAUCCUCUGAGAUAUACUUCCAUUCUGACUAAUAGUAGAGUCAUUCAUAUCAUGGGGACCAUUUUGAUGAGAAGUGGCUUAUCCAUUCUUCCUGUCAUCAUCCGCCUGAAGUUCUUCCAUUACUGCCGCCCCCACACCCUCUCCCACUCUUUCUGCCUGCACCAGGACCUACUCCGGCUGGCCUGCUCUGAUAUUCGCUUCAACAGCUUCUAUGCCCUGGCGCUGGUGAUUUGCACCUUGUUGUUGGAUGCUGUCCUUAUCCUCAUCUCCUAUGUUUUCAUCUUGCACACAGUGCUGGCCAUUGCCUCUCGAGAAGAGAGACUCAAGUCUUUGCAGACCUGUGUUUCCCACAUCUGUGCUGUGUUAGUUUUUUAUAUCCCCAUCAUUGGACUCACCAUGGUACACCGCUUUGGAAAGCACCUGUCACCUUUGGUUCAUGUCCUUAUGGGUAAUAUCUACAUCCUUUUCCCACCUCUGAUGAAUCCCAUCAUCUACAGUGUAAAAACACAGCAGAUCCGAAGUAGGAUGAAAAAGUGGUUUCCCUGA
Messenger RNA from Talpa occidentalis (Iberian mole), 930 nucleotides. RefSeq names its product olfactory receptor 51V1-like. Gene Ontology annotation, cellular component: membrane. Gene Ontology annotation, molecular function: olfactory receptor activity; G protein-coupled receptor activity. Gene Ontology annotation, biological process: G protein-coupled receptor signaling pathway. The record is from RefSeq and is a predicted model, not a curated record. NCBI's taxonomy places the organism in Eukaryota, Metazoa, Chordata, Mammalia, Eulipotyphla, Talpidae. The transcript has a single exon. The coding region runs from base 1 to 930 and encodes 309 amino acids.